AUGCGGCCUGUGGUGCCACGAAUGUUGGGCGUUCGUGCCCGUACAUUGCGGUAUGUGUUCAGAUGCGGCGGUGCGCUGUUGUGUGUGCGUCGUGGUUGCUGCCAAAAUCCGGGGGGUGGGGGGCCAACCUCGUCUGUCGUGCCACCCUCCACCGUGGAGCUGCAGGAUGCUCUAGACAUGGAUGGGGAGAUUACUCUCAAUGUGUAUCGUCCUUACGGCGAACAAGACACACCUCACCGGGACGCCACGAGAAGGUUCCUAUACACAAUUAUUACAACAACUGACGAACAAGAGUGGAAGGACAUGCUGGCCGCGGCUAUUCGCCUCAACACAUGGCGUGAACACCACCUACGAGCAGUGUUGCGCAGCGUGCAUCAGACACAGUAUGAUAUUGGUGGGGCACAGGGGGGUCGUGAGGCUGCACAAGCUGGUGGAUGCACACCAGCCACACGUUUUCAACGUGCAUUGGGUGUUAUGCAAACCGCUGUGGAUGAGGGCUACGCGCCUGCCCCAGAGUCCGUGCACGCGCUUCUUGUUGUUAUUUUGCGCGCCGCUUUGCCAGGAGCUGAGAGUAGCGUAGCGGAGACGACGUUCAAGGAGCCGCAGCAGCACCUCCUUUUGGUCCCUCGUGCAGCUGUCUGGCAGUUCCUUGCCUGGAUGGAGCGACAUAACUAUCACGUGAUGUCAACUGCAGUGUUGGAGGACCUGGAGCGUGUGAUUGAGGAUGAUACUCAGGAAGGCAUGAACGGGGGGCGGACCGGCGGGGUGCGACAAAACCGUUUGGAGUACCUGCAACGUGAACGUGAUGGACUACUUGGCGGCCAUAAAUCUUCGUCAAAGCGGGGCGGCAACAGACGCGAAGUACGUCCUGUGACGGUACCGGAUGAUGGUUGCAAGUAA
Messenger RNA from Trypanosoma rangeli, 900 nucleotides. RefSeq names its product putative heat shock protein-like protein. Lineage: Eukaryota; Euglenozoa; Kinetoplastea; Trypanosomatida; Trypanosomatidae. The transcript has a single exon. Bases 1 to 900 code for a protein of 299 amino acids. The record is from RefSeq and is a predicted model, not a curated record.